This is a messenger RNA of Verruconis gallopava, 1355 nucleotides long. RefSeq lists its product as uncharacterized. The record is from RefSeq and is a predicted model, not a curated record. Lineage: Eukaryota; Fungi; Ascomycota; Dothideomycetes; Venturiales; Sympoventuriaceae. Bases 687 to 1355 code for a protein of 222 amino acids. Gene Ontology annotation, molecular function: oxidoreductase activity, acting on NAD(P)H. The transcript is spliced from 3 exons.
CACGAAAAGAGCAACGCAAGCUACUUAUGAAGCGGGUUGUGUGAACACGCACAGGGCACAAUUACUCGCUUUAGAUACCAUGGAGGCAUUCGGAGAUAUCGUAUCCGUCGUGAAGGUCAGCUUGCUAAGUUAUGCUACCUACAUUUCUUGAAACGGGACGCUUCGCAGCUUUGCGGUGCAUCAUUAUCUGAAGAAUGAAGGGCACAGACGGUACCACACGAGUUGUGCAGAUUUCCACCCGUUCAACUAGCUACGAAGUUAUACCCUUAUGCGACGCCUCUUUUGGUUCCCUUCGCGAGAAUUGGUCGUGAUUUUUAAAACAGACAUGGCUGUAAUCAGGAAUACCUGCCUACAAUAAGAGCUCCAAAUCAGUUCAUCAUCAGAAUGAAUGCAGUCGCCAUAAAUCCUUCUGACUGCAAGAUGGUUGCUCAAGGUAAUCGCGUCACCGAGCCGACAAUUGUGCCUGACCUUGGUGGCAUUGGAAUUGUUGAAGCUAUUGGGAUAGAAGUGAAAAGGUUUGUUAUUGGUGAUGAAGUGCUAGCCCAAUUCACUGCUGGCCCGGCUGAGAACGUUGGAGGGUCGUACCAAACCCACGGUGUAGUCCUGGAAGACAUAGUGGCAAAAAAGAACCCCCGCAGGAAUGGGCUGGAAGGAAGCAUGAAGUAUACCUAACAUAUUUCACUGCGAUGGUAGAUAUAGGGUCCGUUCAGGGGUUGGCAAUCCUCUUUCUACAAGAGGGACCUACGAGGGGCCUGAUUCCAGCUCCUUUUUUUAUCCUAAGAGGGAGUUCGGAACUCGGCGCUUCGGCGAUCCAGCUACUGCAACUUGCUGUGCCUAACUGCGAGCUUUUCGCAACAACAUCGCAGCAGCAUCACAAAAUGAUCACCAAGCAAUUGGGAGUCGACGUGGUCUUUGAUCGUUCUUCGCCCUCGCUGAUUAACGACAUCAAGGCAGCCACAAGGAGCUCGGAAGGUGUUGAUGCUAUUCUAGAGGCCGUUGGGGCUGGAUCAGUGGAAAAGCAUAUUUUUGAUGCAUUUGCGCCCAAGGGCCCGAAAAGAUAUGCACAAGUAUGGACAGGUGGCGACGAAAUCCGAGGUCCCGCAGGCGUAGAUCCGGUCUUGUUCCAAAGCCGCGACUCCCUCGAGAUUCCAGGCGGGAAAAUUUUCUUCGUAGCAUUACAGGUAUUGCUCGCGGAAGGGAGAUACAAGCCCCCGCUUCCUUUGCACAAGGUAGGAGAAGAGCUUGAUAGCCUAAAGAGCGGGCUUGACCUCAUGCGGAAAGGAGUCAGCGGUGAGAAACUUGUCGUGUUGUAUAAAACAUCUCACCAGCCCUCCUUACCGACGCACAUGCGUUAA